CUCUGUACUUUUUUUAAUUUUCGUUUUUAUUUGUGCGAUCCCGUCUUACCAUCAUGGCUAUGAUCGAUUCCUUCUUCAACAAAGGCUUCAAAGCUGCUAAAUGCAAAACUUUAUUGAAGUUAACAAUUCCGCGGAUAAAGUUAUUAAGGAACAGGAGAGAGAUUCAGAUAAAGAAGAUGCGCCGCGAAAUUGCGAAGCUUCUUGAGACUGGCCAAGAAGCUACUGCUCGAAUUCGAGUGGAGCAUAUAAUAAGGGAAGAAAACAUGAUGGCUGCUCAGGAGAUCCUUGAGCUGUUUUGCGAGCUUAUUGCAGUCCGGCUUCCGAUCAUAGAGACUCAAAGGGAAUGUCCUCUAGAUUUGAAGGAAGCAAUAAGUAGCGUGUGUUUUGCUGCGCCAAGAUGUGCCGAUCUACCAGAGCUGCUGCAGGUUCAAAUGCUAUUUACUGCCAAGUACGGGAAGGAAUUUGUAUUAGCUGCAACUGAACUGAGGCCAGAUUGUGGUGUUAAUCAUCAGUUGAUAGAAUUGUUAUCUAUACGCGCUCCUUCUCCUGAAGUAAAAUUGAAUAUUCUAAAAGAAAUUGCUGAAGAGCAUGAGUUGGAAUGGGAUCCAGCUUCUACUGAGUCUGAGUUUUUCAAACCACGUGAAGAUUUACUGAAUGGCCCAACACAGUUUGUAUCUGAAUCAAAGUUGUCCCUUCUGUCAGAGAAACAUGGUGAAACAUUGACUUCUGCCCCUGAUCAUGCCGAAACCGAGCAGCCUGAUUCCGGUUUGGACUUUGACCUUGUAGAUUUUCCAGAAGUUCCUAACGUGUCAUUGCAGCCAAGCACUAAUGCUGCAUCAGCACCAGUAACUAACCCACCUUCAUCAGCUGCUCCAGAACUUGAAAUUGAUCAUUCAUCUAAACAUUCUAGAGCUUCUGGUCAUGUGGUACAAAUGCCCCCUUUGGAGCCCGAUAUAUAUCAGCAAGAAAAUACAAUAGCUAAAGCAAGUGAAAUGCUCGAUGAUCCAGCCACAGCCAAAGACAACAAACAGUUUCUGCCUUUCAUUUCUACUCCAUCGACAGCUGCUUCAUCAAUAUCUGCAAGACCAAGCGGUUCAACAUCAUCUAUUUCGAAACCAAAAAGUGAGGCCAACUUUGAUCUAGAGGAUAUUCUAGCGGCUGCUCAGUCAUCUGCUGAAAGCGCUGAGCGUGCAGCAGCUGCAGCUCGCUCAGCAGCAGAUCUUGCCCAAGUCAGAGUCGCUGAACUUAAGCAGAAAAGGAAUGGCCAAGGCGGUGAAGAUAGCUCUGAGAACCACCUUCAUACGAAUAUUCCUCAUCAACCAGCUAGAAAGGAAAACCCAAAUUUUGAUCAUCUAAACUCGUCUAGCUAUCCUGAUGAUGUUUUAUAUUAUCCAGACUCCAAUAUAGCACCUCAGGCUGAGGAGCAGAAAGGAUCAGAAGCAGCGGAUCUUCCUAAAGUGAGCAAAUUGAAAGUAGGUUCGGAUUCACCGGUUUCUAGAGAUGAUGCUAUUGAGCAAGAUCAACAUCAAAAGCAGCCGCAGAGAUUGCCUUCAAUGAAUGAUGAUUACUCGUAUCCAAACCUGUUUGGAUCCGGUUAUUCUUUUAAACAUAAUUCCGAUAGUCAUUAAGUCCACCGGGGGCUUUCGUUGAUUGGAUUUAUAGUAUUGCAGUUUUCAGAUAUGGUGUCCAUCUUUAUGUUCUUUUAUUUGUAAAAUAGUCAAAACAAGUAA
Messenger RNA from Hibiscus syriacus, 1730 nucleotides. RefSeq lists its product as uncharacterized. Gene Ontology annotation, biological process: protein transport. The coding region runs from base 54 to 1628 and encodes 524 amino acids. The transcript has 6 exons. The record is from RefSeq and is a predicted model, not a curated record. Lineage: Eukaryota; Viridiplantae; Streptophyta; Magnoliopsida; Malvales; Malvaceae.